UCAACAAGGACGAAACACAAAAACCCAAGCCGCCCAAUAUUAAAAGUUAGUUGAAUUAGACAAAAUUAAAUCCAUUGAAAAUGUCGGUGUUUUAACGAAACAGCUCAUGUGCAUGUCGUUUAGACAAAAAUUUGUUGAAAAUGCAAAAAAAAAAAAUUCCAAAACCCAAAAUCGUCAUGUGUCACGAGAUUCCUAUAAAACCUCUAUCCCCAUGGAAUUCUAAGACAGUCCCAGUUAAUUCACAAAGACAACAUUUUGCAACUUGCAUUGACUAGUAUCCCGUCUCACCACCACCACCGCCGCCACCACUACCACCACCACCACCUCUGCCGCCAUUGAUAUGGACAAUCCCCACAUUCUUCUGGUAACUAUGCCGGGACAAGGCCACAUCAAUCCGUCCCUCCAAUUCGCCAAGAACCUAGUGGCAAUGGGUGUCAAAGUUACCUUUGCCACUAGCCUCUCCGCCAUCGGGCAAAUGAACAAAACCACCCCAACCCCACAAGGCUUAACCUUUGCCCCCUUUUCCGAUGGCAAUGAAAAGGGCGUCAAAGCUGUUGAAAACUUCAUGUCCUCAUUCCGAAUUCACAGUUGCCAAGCCGUCGCGAAUCUCAUCAAUGCGAGAGCAGACGAAGGCCGCGCCUUUACACGUGUGGUAUACACUACAAUUAUCCCAUGGGUAGCAGAAGUGGCACGUGACCAUCACAUUCCAUCCACACUUCUUUGGAUCCAACCAGCAACUACUUUGGACAUUUACUGCCAUUACUUCAAUGGAUAUGGUGAUGUCGUUACAAAAAAUAGCUGUGACCCCUUCUGUACUAUUGAAUUACCGGGACUUCCGUUGCUUACUACUCGUGACCUUCCUUCCAUCUUACUUCCUAAUCCUACAGAGUCCUACAGUUUCCUCCCAAUAUUCAAAAAGCACGUAGAUAUACUUGAUACCGAAGCAAAUCCACAAGUACUAGUAAAUACAUUCGACGCAUUGGAAACAGAUGCUCUACGAGCUAUCGAGAAGGUCACCAUGAUUGCAAUUGGCCCGUUAAUUCCAUCAGCAUUUUUGGACGGAAAAGAUCCAUCUGACACUUCAUUCGGAUGUGAUAUGUUUCAGAAGUCUACAGACUAUGCAGACUGGUUGAACUCGAAGCCAGAGUCCUCUGUUGUUUAUGCAUCAUUCGGGAGCAAUUCAGUCUUUUCGAAGAAACAAAUGGAAGAGAUGGCACACGGGUUGUUGGAAAGCGGAAGGCCCUUCUUGUGGGUGGUAAGAAAAUUUGAUCACUUUGGCGAUAAUAUAGAAGAAAAAGUAGGUUGCAUGGAAGAAUUGGAAAAGCAAGGGAUGAUGGUGCCAUGGUGUUCUCAACUGGAGGUUCUGUCUCACCCGUCAUUGGGAUGUUUUGUGACACAUUGCGGGUGGAAUUCUACGUUGGAGAGUUUGGUUUCUGGGGUUCCAAUGGUGGCAUUUCCGCAGUGGACGGAUCAGAGGACUAAUGCAAAGCUGAUCACAGAUGUUUGGGAGGCGGGGGUGAGGGUGACAUUAAAUGAAGAAGGAAUAGUUGAGAGGGAGGAGUUCAAGAGGUGCAUAGAAAUGGUAAUGGGGGAUGGAGAGGAAGGGAAAGAAAUGAGGGGAAAUGCCAAGAAAUGGAAGGAAUUGGCUAGGGAAGCUGUGAAGGAAGGUGGGUCCUCGGAUGUGAAUCUUAAAGCUUUUGUGAGUGAACUCGGAAAUUAACAAGUUAUUUAGUAGGAUGAACUUUGUUCUUGAUUGAAUCUUCAUCUUUGUUCUGUUUUGAUUUACUUUUUGAUUUGCUGUCACAUUUGCAAUUCAUGUGAUAUAUGU
Cornus florida is the source of this 1828-nucleotide messenger RNA. Its product is annotated as crocetin glucosyltransferase, chloroplastic-like. Bases 341 to 1720 code for a protein of 459 amino acids. Gene Ontology annotation, molecular function: UDP-glycosyltransferase activity. Lineage: Eukaryota; Viridiplantae; Streptophyta; Magnoliopsida; Cornales; Cornaceae. The transcript has a single exon. The record is from RefSeq and is a predicted model, not a curated record.